Molecule: messenger RNA, 1681 nt
Organism: Salvia splendens (bonfire salvia)
Lineage: Eukaryota; Viridiplantae; Streptophyta; Magnoliopsida; Lamiales; Lamiaceae
Product: palmitoyl-protein thioesterase 1
Exons: 13
Coding region: 785-1543 (252 amino acids)
Cellular component (GO): intracellular membrane-bounded organelle
Molecular function (GO): thiolester hydrolase activity
Source: RefSeq, a predicted model, not a curated record
UCAUUAAACAAACUAAUUUCUACCUAAAGAUGUGGCGCCAAUAUUGAAAUUUCAAGUUCUGGCGCCACUUAAUGCUAUAAAUAGUCGUGCUGCGUUGAAUACUCCUCAGAAUGCCAACUCCACAUUGGAGGUUGCAACUCCAUCUUUACACCAACUUUUUAUAAUUCCAAUUCCACGUUGAAGGCUGCAGUUAUUCCGUCUCUACAUCAACUAGUUCGUCUUUGAUAUAAUGGCUAGAACAGAGUACUCCUCAAAAUUUAAGAAUCAAGUGGUUCAGUUCAUCAUCGAAAGGUGUGUGAACGGCGUACCACUCAUGGCACAUUGAAGGAAGAAGCUCAGGCGAAGUUCAAAACCUGUCGUCGAACCACCACGAGGUACUGAAACACUACAAAGAAACAACAAGCAAAGAGUGAAGUCAUUCAAUUGACCUUGGCUCAGGUUUUACCACGAUUAUUGGUCAAGUAUCGUGUCCAAUAAUUAACAGAGGAGAGAGCCAACUACCUCUCAUCUCAUCUGCGACAAACUAACUAAACCAUCCCAGCAUUUCUGGAGCUAGAGGCCACUGAUUUCAAUAAUCUAUGGCCAUUUCUUGGUUACGUUUGCUGUAGCUGUGCUGUCGUUUCUUCCAAGAACUUCUCUUUCCAUCCCGUUUGUCGUUUUUCAUGGAAUAUCGGACAAAUGUAAUAACAAAGGGAUUUCACAGUUCAUCUCUCUUCUCAGCGAUUGGUCUGGUGCACAGGGACAUUGCAUUGAAAUAGGAAAUGGUGCACUGGAUUCAUGGACUAUGCCUUUCUUUGAACAGACAGCCUUAGCCUGUGAGAAGGUCAAGAGCAUGAGUGAGCUCAGUGGAGGAUACAACAUUAUCGGGCUCCCACAGGGUAAUUUGGUUGGGAGAGGCGUCAUUGAGCUCUGUGACAGAGGACCCCCUGUCAGAAAUUUUGUAUCUCUGGCAGGUCCACAUGCUGGAAUAGCUGCCAUUCCGCUCUGUAAAUCAGCUUGGUUUUGCAUUCUAGUGGACUUUUUGAUCGAGUUGGCAGUUUACAGCAACUACGUUCAGGAACAUCUAGCGCCUACUAACUACAUCAAAAUUCCAACAGAUUUAGAUUCCUAUAAAAACGGAUGCAAAUUUCUCCCCGUGCUAAACAACGAGUUUCACAAGAAUUCCACAUACAAGAAGCGGUUUUCUAGCUUGGAGAACUUGGUGCUAAUCAAGUUUGAGAACGACGUUGUUUUAGUGCCGAAAGAGACCUCUUGGUUUGGGUAUUUCCCUGAUGGCUCCUGGGACCCCAUUUUGCCAGCACAAGAGACUACCCUGUACACCGAAGAUUGGAUUGGCUUGAAGACCUUGGAUGAGGCCGGGAGAGUGAAGUUUGUCAACGUGUCGGGGUCCCAUCUAGAAAUUUCCUACGGUGAAAUGAAGGACUACAUAUUCCCAUACUUGCUCGAAAACAGCACUGCACAACCAAGACUAUCUAAAUCAUCCCAUGUCUCGGCCUGGUCUUCUCAUGAAGGAAAGAAGCUCAAGCUGUAUGAUUCUGAUUGAAUAGACUAAAUUUUGUAGACCUAUUUCAGAUCAGUCGAGAUCUUCUGUACCACGACGAUACUGUGAUUUUAGUUGUACUAACAUGAAGUAGAUAAUGUAUACAUUCUCAGUCCUAAAUAAAGAUCUGCCUUGAGUUCA